UUGGCCGGGAGGGAUAUCCUUGUCCCAUCGCGCACUAGCGACUCCUGUUUGCGGAUUGGGCGCAGUGCAGGCUGACACGUUCCAGGUGUAUGGUGUUUCCUCCUCCGGCUGGCUUCCGGGUUAAGUGGGCAUCGUGUCAAGAAGAAGCAGCGCGGUUGUGGACUGUAACUACCAAUUGGAUGAAGAGGUUAAAAAAAAUGAUAGUUACCAGCAUCUUUCAGCCUUUUCAUUCGUGACUUUUAGCUAGCAAGCUAAUUUACUUACCAGCAUGCGCGAAAAAGCACACUGUGUUUUGACCAGAUGCCAUAGUGUUAAUUUAACGGUACACUAUUUUAGAAGAAUGAACACAUCCGACAUCAGUGGCUGUUUUUUCUCUUCGGGUGGACAGGCUUCACCGAAAAUCAGGAUUAUGUAUGACUGCGUGGUCAAGCUGACGUCUGCAUUAGCCAUGCAGUAUUUAUCUCGAUAUGGACACUGCAGAAGUCACGGCAUUCAUAGUUUUUGCUCUUCGUGGAGCAGCGCAGAGCAGUUGUCAAGGAAUUUCCCAGGCAACCACAGGCAGCAGAAAUGCUGUGAUACAAAAUCAGCUUUCCCUUGGGGAUAUGCUGUGAAGCCUGUGAAGACAGACCAAAGGGGGAUUUGCUGUGAAGACAGACACAACAUACUAUGACCCUAGACAGGUGGCAGUCACUGGAUCCUUGUCCCGGAGUACCAACCGCAGAAAGAGGACCAGCUUCACCAAAGAGCACGUGGCACUUCUCCGUGUCACAUUUGAGACAGAUCCUUACCCUGGCAUCAGCCUGAGAGAGAGCCUGUCUCAGAACACAGGCCUACCUGAAUCACGGAUCCAGGUGUGGUUCCAGAACAGGAGGGCUCGGACAAUGAAGUAUAAGGGAGCUAAGGCCGUGUGGCAGUCUGACUCUGGCUUCCACUCCCCUGGUGGGUUCACCCCUGUCCAGGACACAGUUUCCCAGCACCGCACCAUGGGGACAGGGGCUACCCAGCCUGACCUGGCCCCUCUGUCCACCUCCCCUUGCCUGCCCCCUGCCUACCCCAUCCAGUUGAAGGAGGAGUUGGAUGACCUUUUCUAUGGAUGCUGCCCUUCACCCUACACUGGAGUGGAGGAGACUGGCCACUACAACUCCCUGUUCGAACUGAAGCAAGCCAGGGUGCUGGGAUACAGUGCCAGCCCACCGCUGAAUAGCCCCAGGCACCAGAUGGUUCCAGGAGCCUGGCCCCAGGCGGGUGAUCAGAUGUCCCCAGUGCAGUCCACGUGGAUCCCCUUUCCCCUGGAGGUAAGGAAAUGCAGCGCAGGCUCCAGCCAGGCCUUCCUUUACCAUAGCUCAGCUGAGCAGCAGCCCCUCUACAGCAACCCCCAGGAAGCCUAUGGAGGCCCCAUUACCCAGACCCAGGCCCCAGUCACCCCGGAUUCCGGCUGCUGGGAGGUUGGACAAGAGAACACCCCUACGAUGAAAGGCCAAGGUUCACAGUUGUAUGGCUCCUGGAGCAUGGAUAUGUCUACCCCAGAAUACCCAGAGCUCCCUGUCCUGUCCCUGCAGGAUAUCCUGAGGGAACUGGAUGAAGAGUGCUGGGAGGGAAAUAGCCUGAACAGCUACCCCAAUGAGGAUAAUCUGGUUAACUGUUGAAAACUUUUUUUGUGCAAAAACAAGAGGUUUUUACUGUAUAUCCUGUGUUGCUGGAAUGUCAACUAUGGACUACAUGUUGACAGAAAAGUUCUCAGAGAGAGAGAGAGAGAGGGGAUCAUCUUUAGGAAUUCUACAACAAUCAUAUUCAUUCUCCCUCAUGAACUUCAUCCCACUUCAUUUUACAUUAUCUAUCUAUAUAUCUAUUUAUUCAUAUUUUGUUCUCUGUACUUAAAUUCUAAAUAAAAUUUUAUUAA
Molecule: messenger RNA, 1900 nt
Organism: Oncorhynchus gorbuscha (pink salmon)
Lineage: Eukaryota; Metazoa; Chordata; Actinopteri; Salmoniformes; Salmonidae
Exons: 5
Coding region: 882-1646 (254 amino acids)
Source: RefSeq, a predicted model, not a curated record